CAAGUUGUCGUUGUUGUUGCUUUGGCUUGAUGCUACGAGAUUUCGUACCAUAUUUAACAGGAAGUACGGUAGGGUUGCCAGCAUCAAUUGUGUUCGUGCAAUCAACUACAUUAGCGUUGGAGGGCUCGAMCAGAAGAAGGACAAGAGAAACUGUAUUCAUAGUUCGAAAAUGACCUCCAUGGCCGCCAGAAUUGCCGUCGCGGCAUCGGGAGCUGCCAGACGAAUUGGGUGAGUUUGAAGUUCGCUUUUAUUUUGGGCACUUCGUUCAGCAAUCGGCAACAGUUUCGCAUGCCGAUACUCUUGCAUAAUGAAUAACAAUGAGUCUAUGCCAGCUUGCGAUAAAAUCCAUUGUACCUAAAUUUGAGAUGAUGCUCAAGUUCUAAUCCCAUCACUACUUUUGUUCCGAUUUCGAUCUCGUUUCUACUCUUGUUUCACACUUGGACACAUCGCGUGCUCUCAAAUCUGUAUUAUCUUGAAUAAUUAGAGCCACUCUUGACACUAUGGGUGCUAACAUGGAAGUGGCAAAAUAUACGGAGCGAUUGGUCCCUUCGAGUCGGAUCGUUUCCGUUGAUGGUGUCGCCCCUGCUCUACCGGGAGCAAACAACUUUAUUGCUCCUUCGGCAUCUGUUAUUGGCAACGUUACCAUCGGUGAACACUCAAGGCAAGUUAGAUAUUUUGAUAGGAUGCGAUGCAAUUGUCAUGAUUAUUUGCUCUAACUGCUGUGAAAAUGAAUAUCAAUUUUUCUAAUGAAAAUAACAAUUGCUCUUCGUUUUUACGAUGUCUUUUCGUGUAUGAAUUUAUGGAUAUUUUAGCGUAUGGUAUGGAGCCACCGUCCGAGGAGACGUCAACAACGUCAAAAUUGGAACGAAAACAAGCAUAGGCGAUCGAGCGGUUGUGCAUGUUGCAAAAAUCCAGGGAGAUCACCCCACCGUGAUCGGCGACAAUGUCACGAUUGGCGCCGGAGCAAUCGUUCACGCUUGCACCAUCGAAGAUUUGGUUGUGGUUGGUGAAUCCGCCCAGGUCAUGGACGGUGCCACUGUUGGUACCAAUUCCGUCGUAGCUGCGGCCUCAAUUGUCACUGCCGGAACAAAGAUUCCCAGCGGCGAAUUAUGGUCUGGAGCUCCGGCAAAAAAAGAACGUGCGUUGACGUCCGAAGAGAUUGCGGAGAUCUCGGAAUCGGCACACGACACUCUCGAGUUGGCAUACCUACACGCUGUAGAGAACUCGAAGGAUUACAAACAGUUAGUGGAAGAAGAAGAAGAUAGACUGGACAGAAAGCUGCGCAAGAAUGCCUGGUUCGAUCCUAAUAUUCCAGAUCCCGAUGAUGUUCUUGGACAAGGUGUACCUGGACGAAUCUUCAACUCGACUUUGACAAAUCCAGAGGAAGGGUUAAAAAUGCAUGCCGAACGAAAGGCGAAGUCCUGAACAAGCUAUAAAGAAAAAGUAGGAGAGACCGCCAAAUAUUUUAUUGGAAUAAAAUCGGCGGAAAGUAGCGAAGUAUGUUUUCAAUAUCAGCCGUGUCCGAUACCUUGUAGCUCUACUAUUAGCAUCUUUGGGAAGAGAAGGCAUCUGUUCUUUCGAAGAAAAAUUUGUUGGACAAAUCGAAUAACCGCACAAAACCCUU
This is a messenger RNA of Pseudo-nitzschia multistriata, 1624 nucleotides long. The record is from the annotation of a GenBank genome assembly. Lineage: Eukaryota; Bacillariophyta; Bacillariophyceae; Bacillariales; Bacillariaceae.